AUGUUUCCGCUGUGGAUCCUCCUGCUGUCCGUUGCGUUGGGCCGUGAGCAGCAUGAGGAAGCCAGAGGUGAGUUGAAGAUCGAAACAUACAGCUGGCAUGGAAAGACAUUGAAAAAGACCUUGCAGAUUCAACCGGAGGACCAGGAUGAUGUCUCCAAAGCCAUCCAGGCCGUCCAUGAG
Molecule: messenger RNA, 180 nt
Organism: Durusdinium trenchii
Lineage: Eukaryota; Dinophyceae; Suessiales; Symbiodiniaceae
Source: the annotation of a GenBank genome assembly